AUGUCAAUGCCGGUGGAGCUGGUGUCCUCGGGCCCCAGAUUCAAGAGUGCCACUGCUCCAAAGCUCAAGGCUAUAGAGAGCACUGCUGUUGAAGUCGAGACUGCAGUUGAGGCCGAGGGCACUCCCAAGACGCGUUUCAGCACUGCAGCCGCCAGUUCCUCCUAUGUGAAGAAUGAGCUGAACGUCCGCCAGUUCUUGCACGAAGACCUUCACUUUUUCUUUGCCAUUACCCAGGAGAUGCACCCCAUUAUGCAGCCGGGGCGCUGCCUGCCCCUGCUGGCCGGACGCUUUAUGGCUACCAUAUUCUAUGAGCCCUCGUCGCACAUAUUGUCAUUGUUCCAAGCUGCCAUGCUGCGCCUGGGCAGCCAGUACACUGUGUACACCUUUGCUUUGUACGCCAAUAUCAUUUUUCUGUGCCACCUGCAGCCUGGCUCCGUUGUGGGCACCUCACGCAUGUACAGUGUGCCCGUCAUCAACACUGGUGACGGGAUUGGUGAACACCUGUUGCAGGCCAUGCUCAAUGCCUUUACAAUCCGCGAGGUGCUGGGCACAGUCAGCAGUCUGACCAUUACCCUGGCUAGUGACCUGUGCAACGGCUGCACCAUGCACUCGCUGGCCUGCGUGCUCGCCCAGUACAAAAACUUUACUUUGGGCAUGUCCAAGUCCAUCAAGGGCAACGUUGACCUGCACGCACCCUGUGCCAUGCAAAACAAGUUCACCACACUCACCGACGAUGUGCUGGCCAACACCGAUGUUUUGUACAUUGCUUGCAUGCAGAAGAAGCACUUUGAUUUUCUCGAGGAGUAA
Molecule: messenger RNA, 807 nt
Organism: Kickxella alabastrina
Lineage: Eukaryota; Fungi; Kickxellomycota; Kickxellomycetes; Kickxellales; Kickxellaceae
Product: Aspartate/ornithine carbamoyltransferase
Exons: 5
Coding region: 1-807 (268 amino acids)
Biological process (GO): amino acid metabolic process
Molecular function (GO): amino acid binding; carboxyl- or carbamoyltransferase activity
Source: RefSeq, a predicted model, not a curated record